Molecule: messenger RNA, 819 nt
Organism: Protopolystoma xenopodis
Lineage: Eukaryota; Metazoa; Platyhelminthes; Monogenea; Polystomatidea; Polystomatidae
Source: the annotation of a GenBank genome assembly
CUGAUUAACUUAUUCUCUUCAGUUUAUCGGUUAGCUGUUUUUUUCUUCCUCACUCCUGCAACUAGCCAACCCUCUGGCACCCCGUGUGCUAUCGACUCUGGAGCUCCCUAUCAUUCAAACCUACUACCCACUCCCAAUCAAGAAUUUAAUCAGCCUGGAUCGUUUAUUUUGGCAGACAAUUUCUUUUAUUCUGGUUCUACUAAUACUAAUACUUCCUCAUCCACCAGUAUCACCACUUCGACUACAACUGGGCUUUAUGCUGGAAAUAUUAUCAGAAAAUCAUCAAUAGAUGCAGUAACAUCAAGAUACAGGAUGCAAGCUAUAGCAUCACAUGAGGUAUCCCGAUCUUCCCGAACUUCUUCGAAUCUUUGUCAGCAGGUAUCUUUGAAGCCGGAAUAUACCAGCCCCUUGCAAACUCAUUGCUUGUCGCUGCAUCAUAAGAAUCAGCAGUUAUUUCAAUUAACGGAUCAUUCUAAUCGACACCAGCAACAGCAGCAACCCCAACAAAAUUCAAGAGAGGUUAUAACCUCUCAAGCAAGCUUGAUAACACCUUUAUCGUCUCAAUCAGAAAUUACUUAUUCCAAGGCCUCUUUGCAACCCAGUUCGGAUGCACAUAGUUUGCAAUUUCAACUUCCGAAUUAUCAGCAGCUUCAGCAAAAUAACUUUGUGUCUGCACACCGACCCCCUCUGCCUUGCCUUACUGGUCUGACUCCAGUCAAUACGGCCACCUGCAUAUCUUGUCCGAUAAGGAAAUUUGGAAGAGUGAGUCCGUUUGUUUUACUUUUUACUUUUUACUUUCUUCAUUCUCGUUACAAAUGA